AUGGCCGAACAACAAUCUGAGGAAAGCACACAAGGAGCACGGUUUGCUAUCAAAAAAGGGCAGCCCCCUGUUAGAGGAAAAGCUGACAGGCAUUGUGACGCCUCAGCAAGCCGUCCAGUCUCCGCGGGGUCCCUGCGGCACAUGUUGCAUGGUCUCCAUCAGAACAUCACGGAUGAAUGGCAGGAAAGACUUCAGCACGUCCUCCAAGAAGAAAUCACUAAGUCCUUCAGCGAAACCAACCCAGUACAAGGAAGCUGCAGAACGGUGGAGUCAGCUGCAGAUAGACGCGGCCCACCCAUGGAAAGACGACCUCUAAAGGAAGAAAGACAUCAUGUAAGAGAAGAACGUCCAGGACGGCGGACGAGCCUGGCAUCACAAAGACCCGCUUACAAGCCUCAGGGUCGUCACUUCACAAGUAGGCCCACCAUGACCUCUAGAAGGCCACAAGCAAACUUCACCCGAAAAGAAACUGGCCGAGACAAUGAAGACAGGCAUGAUACCCAAAGUUGUCGGAUACUGAAGAAAAUACUGGAUGGCUACGCGGCUAGAGGAUACCUACGUCAGUAUCUAUGUUUAACAGAUGCAAAUGAAGCCAGCAUGAUAACAGGCCAGGAGUCGUGUGCCUCUCCCCACUCUGACAACGGCGACAGUUAUUCAGACGAAGGGUUCAUAGCAGUAAUACCAGGAGGGAUCGCGGAAGGAGCAUCGUCCAGAGAAGGACGACAAUUCAGUUCGUCUCAUCUCUGCACCAAGCAAGUGGUUUUACCCCAUGUGGAAAUUUCCAAAGACGAUUACCGCAAGGCGGCAGCACCAUAUGAUGAUGACCCGUUGGUCUUGGAAAUUAAAGUGGAUAAUCUCAGGGUGAAAAGAGUGCUAGUAGACACAGGGAGCUCGUCCGACAUAAUCAGUUUGCAAUGCCUACAAAAGUUGAAGCAUGACCCUGGAACGAUAGAAAAAGUAUCCAAGCCCCUUGUGGGCUUCGGGGGAAGUGUCGUCCAUCCUAUCUGCUCCAUCCUGCUUCCCGUCUCCAUUGGCACACCUCCAGUAACUAAAGAAGGUGCCGUCCGAUUCACAAUUGUGCCAAGUCUCACUUCCUUUAACAUCAUACUAGGCCGCCCAACCCUCAAUGAUCUGAAGGCAGUGAUCGUCCCUUACUUACUGUUGGUUAAAUUUGUGGGAAGUAAUGGUGGCAUUGGAGCCCUCUACGGAAACCAACAAUUGGCCGAGAUUGCUACCUAUCUACAUUGGAACCGGCAGCUUGGGGAGCGUCUCCGAAAAAGAGUGAACAGUUGA
Spinacia oleracea (spinach) is the source of this 1293-nucleotide messenger RNA. RefSeq lists its product as uncharacterized. The transcript is spliced from 2 exons. The record is from RefSeq and is a predicted model, not a curated record. NCBI's taxonomy places the organism in Eukaryota, Viridiplantae, Streptophyta, Magnoliopsida, Caryophyllales, Amaranthaceae. Bases 1 to 1293 code for a protein of 430 amino acids.